AUGUCGGCUUCGCUCCCUGGCGCGCGGGAGCUCCCCGCUUCCCAGUAUGAUCUCGGAACGUAUAUGGGACGAGUGCGCCAUACUAUGGGCAUCACAGAUCCCUCAACCCUCUUCGCGGGCAAGACCGGACUCGAGACGGCCAAGGCGUUGGUGACCGAUUACAAGACCGGCAAGAUCGAGCACAUGUCGCCAGCAUUGUGGCAUGCGAAGAAAGUGGUCGACUCGACACUGCACCCCGACACCGGCGAACCCGUCUUCUUCCCCUUCCGAAUGUCCUGCUACGUCUUCACCAACCUUGUUGUUACCGCUGGUAUGCUCCAGCCCGGCAUGGGAACGGCUGGUAUCGUGGGCUGGCAAGUCUUCAACCAGUCUCUCAACGUCGCAUUCAACACCGCCAACAGCAACAAGUCUUCUCCCAUGUCGAACUCUGUCCUGGUGAAGUCUUACCUCUCCGCUGUCGGAGCCUCUUGCUCCGUUGCUCUCGGUCUCAAUGCUAUUGUUCCUCGACUCAACGUGACCCCUUCCACCCGCAACAUUCUCGGUAGACUCAUUCCCUUCGCUGCUGUUGCCACAGCUGCCGGUCUCAACACUUACCUUAUGCGCCGCGACGAGAUUGUCAAGGGUAUCGAUGUUCGACCUGUUCUUUCCGAGGAGGAUAAGCAGAAGCUCGUCGCUGAGGGCAAGUCGGAGCGAGACAUUCCCUCGCUGGGCAAGUCCCAGGUUGCUGCUAAGCGUGCGGUAUACCAAACCGCCGCUAGCCGAGUCUUCACUGCAUCCCCCAUCAUGGUUCUUCCCCCAAUGGCCCUCUACUAUAUCGAGAGCAAGCAGGCUUGGUACAAGAACCUUAUGGAGAAGGAGUGGGUGCGCGCACGACCAGCACUGGUCAAGGGUAUCCCCCUCGGUAUCAACUUGACUCUGAUUGCCGUUACCUCCUUCGCUGUUCUACCUUUCGCUUUGGCUGUAUUCCCCCAGUACCAGGAGGUCAGUGCCGAGUCGCUUGAGCCUGAGUUCCAUGGAAAGGGAGGUAAGGAUGGAAAGAUUGUUUUCAACCGAGGCCUGUAA
Fusarium coffeatum is the source of this 1062-nucleotide messenger RNA. RefSeq lists its product as uncharacterized. Gene Ontology annotation, biological process: mitochondrial transmembrane transport; monoatomic ion transport. Gene Ontology annotation, cellular component: mitochondrial inner membrane. The record is from RefSeq and is a predicted model, not a curated record. Bases 1 to 1062 code for a protein of 353 amino acids. The transcript is spliced from 3 exons. NCBI's taxonomy places the organism in Eukaryota, Fungi, Ascomycota, Sordariomycetes, Hypocreales, Nectriaceae. Gene Ontology annotation, molecular function: monoatomic ion transmembrane transporter activity.